This is a messenger RNA of Glossina fuscipes, 3885 nucleotides long. RefSeq names its product serine/threonine-protein kinase Nek2 (gene Nek2). The record is from RefSeq and is a predicted model, not a curated record. The transcript has a single exon. Lineage: Eukaryota; Metazoa; Arthropoda; Insecta; Diptera; Glossinidae. Gene Ontology annotation, molecular function: protein kinase activity; ATP binding. The coding region runs from base 1657 to 3864 and encodes 735 amino acids. Gene Ontology annotation, biological process: protein phosphorylation.
AAAUUCGUGAUGAUAUAAUGUUUAUUUAUAUAUAAUUAGUAAAAAAGCAAGCAAAAAAUAUAAUACCAAAAGUGUCACGAAUGGCAAGUGAAAUUUAUAUUUAUGCUUGUAUUGUUUUCCUUACGAAUUUUUCCAAACAAUUAAGAUAAUUAUAAUGUAAACAUUUUGGCAUAAAGAUCUACAACUAAGGUACAACUUUCACAACAGAGGGGCAAAUUUUUAUUUCCUGAGCAACUAAUCGUGCAAGCGAUAUAACCAACUAACAUCGAAUUUAUGCUGUACAAGAUAACAUUAGCUAAACAUAUUUCAAUUUUUAUGCUUUUACGAUAGAGGCCAAAACUCUUUGCUUACAUUUAGUUAACAAAGCUGACUAAAACAGUUAUUAAUGAUCUAUUAAUGAACCCAGUGAGAAGAUUUGCGAAGUGCUGACGAGAAAUAACCGAUUUUACGAUCAAAUCCAUUUUUGAAUUAAUCAUAACCUUUAUAGCGUUAAAAUGAAGAAUAAUAGGAUUACGCUAAAAAAUUAUAUUUCUCCCAUCAUGGCAAUUUUAUUGUUUGCUCCUUGUAAAGAAAUUAUAUUGCGGAUGGAAAUUAGUAUCGGAACCGUUUAAUUUAUUAUACUUGAUCUGUGAAGAUGUCGUGGUCGAUUGAUUCAACUGUUAUUGCAAUUUGGAAAUCAUUCAUAUUUGAUGUGAUCGCGCUCGUCGGAUUAAAACUAAAAAUCAGCUACAAAUAAGUGACAAAUUUCUCCAUUACCUCAAACUUCCGGUUACUACUACCGGUUAAAUACUAUCAGAUCUACGUGAGGUUUAGGCUUUGUAUAUUAUUAUAAUAAUAUUAAAUUAAUGCGUUGACAGACAAUAAAGAUUUCAGUUAGUUGACAAUUUUUUUUUAAAUUGGUGGUAGUAUAUGAAAUUUGACUAUAUAAAUUUUGUCAGAAUUUAAUAUGAUACACAAUGAAUGCUUUAACAUCCACGACAAUACAGAUCUUCAAGAAAUAAAUCUUUCAACUAAUAAUUAUUAUUAUGUUAAAGCUAUAUGAAAUUUAAAGGAUGUAAAAUGAAAAUACGCGCUAAAGCAUUCACGUAUCAUGUACUUUUUCGCUCCCGAAGAAAGAGCCGAUAACAUUGAAAGGGUUGGGUUCAUUUAAAUGGAAUUAAUUAAUUAAAUGAGAAAAUUCCGUAUAUUUUGCUACAUCUAAUAAUUUCUAUGUAACCAGACAUUACGCAAUAAUUUCGAUAAAUAGACUGUUAAUUAUUUAUACGAAAAAUCACGGUUGGUUGACAUGUCUAAAGAACAUUCAUUGUUUGCCGACAUACUCCGUUUUGUCCAACGCUGAUUGCAAUAUUUAGCGAGAGAGUGAGAAAGUAUUGAAAAUGAAAAACCGGUUGCCGUCUACCUUCGAGGGACUGAAUACCUGCUAAAAAUAUGAAAUGAAUGAAAACAACAAAAACCCAAACACCUUAACUACUGAGAGGCAAGCGCUUCUGAGAUUAAAAUAAGUGCAACCAACAAUUUAUUGUCCGUUUAUGCGGCAUCAAUUCAAGUUAAUGCCAAUAUGUAUAGGAUUAGUUGUCGUUAAAAUUUUGUAAUGAGCGGUAGCAUUUGUUACAGUUGGACAAGUAAAUCACUUUUUAUUUUGAAAGCUUCCCUAUAAUGGAAUUAAAUGAAUCAUUAGAAUCACCCGCUGAAGGUUUAGAUGAAAACUUGAACAUAUCUACAAAAAUUUUAAAAGAUUAUGAGGUUGUGUCCGUGAUUGGCAAUGGAUCGUUUGGUACUUGUUUCAAAGUGCGUGAGAAAGUAACUGGCAAUAUUUUUGCCUGGAAGGGUAUAGAUUACGAUGAGUUUAGUGACUGUCAAAGAGAGUUACUCAUUUCAGAAAUUCGGGUACUGCGUCAGCUCCAACAUCCGAAUAUAGUGCAAUAUUACAAUCAUCUGAUAAACCCUGAAGCUAAAUCGCUAUUUAUUGUAAUGGAAUAUUGUGAAGGCGGAGAUUUAGCCCAUUGGAUUGCCAAGGCCAGAACCGAGCGUAAACGUUUCGAAGAAUCGUACAUUUGGCGUAUUUUAUACCAGGUCUGCCGAGCAUUGCAGGUAUGCCAUAAUAAAAUCAAAGAGGGAACGAUUCUACACCGCGAUAUCAAACCUGCUAACAUUUUUCUGGAUGUAAACGGUAACGCAAAACUGGGAGACUUUGGUUUAGCUCGUAUGUUACGUCGCAAUGAAUCCUUUGCUGACACAUUCGUUGGUACUCCGUACUAUAUGAGUCCAGAGAUUGUUAAAGGUAAUAAAUAUGACCGUAAAUCGGAUGUGUGGGCAGUAGGUUGCCUUAUCUAUGAGAUGUGUGCUUUAGCUCCACCAUUUAAAGGACGACAAUUCGCUCAGCUCUCUACAAAUAUCACCGUCGGAAAGUAUAAUAAGAUUCCAAGUAUUUACUCUGAAAAUUUACAAAAUAUUAUCAAAUUUAUGCUUGAAGUAGAAAAUGAUCAAAGGCCCAGUAUUGAAAUUAUUCUGCGACAUCCCAUCGUAGUGAGUAAUAUUCAUAAUUUAGGAAAUAGUCUUCCUUGUUUAAUUGAAGUUGCAAACAAUGAAAUUGAUUUUUAUAUGCCUACCGAUGAAUUAGAAGUGCAAAGAAAGUUAGAUUUUAAUUCUAUACGUGAUUCGUCCCGCGUUAACUUGACUGGUGAGCGAAACAAUUUAAACGAAAAAAGCGACCUUAAAGGGCUCAAUAUAACUGGCAUGCUUACACCAGACUUACGAGCUGAAAUCUUUUGUUCAACUAAUCGUGAAAUGUAUGCUAUGGCUCCCAAGUUCCAACGUUCCGAUCCGGAACUCUAUGAAACCAUAAAGCGUGAAACGUUUGACACUCGGCGGGAACAUUGUGAUUCCUUUAAAAAUAAUAGCACUCUAAAAACGAACCCGGAACUUUUAACAAGAGAAGUGUUUGAGAACGCUCUAAAAGUUAGACUACAUGCUAUACGUGCUCAAGAAUCGUUGUUGAGACAGAAAGAAGAAAGCCUAGAUGAACGUGAAAAGCAGUUAAAUGAGAAGGAGUACCGUUUGCUUCAAUUCGAAGAAAGUUUGUUAGAGAGAAGCAAGUUUUUAAUUAAAGAAAUGGAAAAACUUUCUUUGCCAAGCAAUACCUUCUUAAAUGCCAAGACGUGUUCUUUACAAUUAGAAAAUGCAACACACUCCGAUAUGCCUCCCCCUUUGCCACCAAGAAAAUCUGCUAUACAUGAUGAAACAUAUUGUAGCAUAGAAUCAAACGAAGUCACACUUCUGCACGAGCCCACUAUGGCGAAACUGGAUAUGAACACUUUACCGGCACCGAAAAACUUUUCAAAUACGCGUGUGCGUAAAGUUACUUUCCAAUCUCCGAAAAACUUUAUAAGGUAUGACAUAGAAAACAACGUAAUCGAAAAACGACAACAAAUGCAAACCAGCGUCUCGAGCAAGGGCAGCGAAGGUUCCUCCGAAAGCACGAGUACCACCAAUUGUCCAAAACAUCGCAGGAAAUCUUUGCUUUCGAUUUUGGGAUUCAGUCGCAGCAAUAAGGAAAACAUCGAUUUGAUACCAAAAUCCAAUCCACCAGCUAACACACACAAAAAAUUAUUGAAAAAUGGAAGCAAUACAAAGGGAGAAAUUUCGAUUAGCGAAGAGAAAAUUCUAUCAAAGUGCGAGACUGCUGAACUUGGCAAUAUAUGGACAAAGGAUCACAAACGUGCUGCUUUCGAAAUGCUUGCUGCCAUGAAUGGCACUAACGUUAGCCAUGGCAACAAUUCGCGGAAUAGGUUACGACACUCUGUACGCGAACGCAAUAUUUUGCAUCAGAAUCGUUUUCGUCGAUCUUUUAUUGCACCAAUGUAAAAUUUGUCUGCACUAACCCGU